CGUGCGUCCCGCGCAUAGUGCAAACAGCUCUGCUCGCGUUCGCUUCGCAUUCCAUCUGCUACCAUCCUUCAGCCACUCGUAGUGUCCCCGAUUCCCGGAGUAGAACCAGCAUGUGGUCCAAAAUUGCCAUCUCCGGAGCCCUGCUCGUGAUGGGUGGCAUCCUGUCCUCCAGCGUGGUGGACAACUUCGCCUAUGUGGACCGUUCCCUGCCGGUGGCCAUGCCGAAGGCCAAGGCAUUCCAAAAGCCAGAGGAGUGAGGAGCAGGAUAUCCCGCGGAUGAGGAGUGGACGGCAGCCGACUAGCCAGUUCCCGGAACAGGAACCAGUGCUUUCUACUCGGCCACUGUGGACACUUAAGGGCCAGCCAACUACUCCGGCUUGUUGUUAAUUUACAAGUUCGCCGCAAGCGGGAAGUAGUUAAUGUAGGUCUCCAAGACUCCCACCAGAAGACCCCCUCCCCCAUCCGAACCAUCAAAAACAACAGUUUCAUUUGUUAUCACCUUAAUAUUAAAUAAUUUCUGUGACCCCUUUUUUUUAGUAUUGUGUAUGAUUAAGCUAAGAACUUCCCUAUACGUAAGCAAUAAAAUAUUUAAGCAAGA
This is a messenger RNA of Drosophila suzukii, 598 nucleotides long. RefSeq lists its product as uncharacterized. The record is from RefSeq and is a predicted model, not a curated record. NCBI's taxonomy places the organism in Eukaryota, Metazoa, Arthropoda, Insecta, Diptera, Drosophilidae.